CUCUUUAUUCUGUAUUCGUAAGCGGUCCUUGCAAGUAGCAUGGCGCUUUGUAAAUAUUUUAUCUGCGAAGUGCUAAUAUCGCUGACAUUUAUCAGUGCAGCAUUGGGUAAUAUUUCGAAGCCGCUGUGGAGUAAUGCAAUUAUUGAAGAUCAAAAUGAAAUUGAUGAUCCGCUCAUCGUUAGUGCCAUGAAUUGGAAUCAAUAUCAUAACUUGAGUGUAAUCUAUGAUUUCCUGCAUCAGAUAAACAAUAAAUUUCCUCAAAUUACAAGAGUGGAUAAUAUCGGUGUGACCGUGGAAGGAAGAGAUAUCAAAGUGUUAAGAAUUUCAGCGGAUCACCAAGACGGCAAAACGAUUUUCAUCGAAGGUGGCAUUCAUCCACGCGAAUGGAUAAGUCCGUCGACAGCCACCUUUGUACUCAACGAAUUAGUGACUAAAUGGCAUAAUCUAUCAGGUCAUCUUAAAAAUAUUACUUGGUAUAUUAUGCCAGUCGCUAAUCCAGAUGGAUAUGUGUACAGUCAGGAGGUGGAUCGCUUUUGGCGCAAGAAUCGUGCCAUUAUAAACGGUUCGACAUGUCGCGGUGUCGACUUGAACCGCAAUUUUAAUGUCGAUUGGGGUGCUAGUGAUACCUCUAAUGAUCCAUGCGCUGAAAAUUUUGGCGGUAAUUCAGCCUUUUCCGAACCGGAAACUCUAGCUAUUAGUAAUUUUUUAUAUGAACAUAGAAACAACCUCGAGGCUUACUUAACAUUUCAUAGCUAUGACCAAGUAAUUAGCUAUCCUUGGGCUUACAAGCCUGAAAAAGAUUAUUCUACUAAAGAGUGGCAACGUAUUUGCAAAAUUGCUGCCAACCGAAUAGAAGAAACCACUGGAAAAACUUAUAAAUGUAGUUCAACUUAUGAAAGCUAUGGAAGUGUAAGUGGCGUUUCAACAGAUUGGGCGAGGGCUGAAUGUGAUGUGAAAUAUCCAUAUGUAAUUGAGUUACGCGAUAUGGGUGAAUAUGGAUUCUUCUUACCACCGUCACAGAUAAUUGACACUGGUAAGGAAGGCUUAAUUGUUGUGGAAGCUGUAGCAGACGUCAUCAGUAGUAUAUAUGAAUUAGAAUUAGUUUUAUACUGAUUUUAGGAGUGUUCUAGUUGAAAUUGAAUUAUUUUACUUAAUAAAAACCGAUCAG
Rhagoletis zephyria (snowberry fruit fly) is the source of this 1168-nucleotide messenger RNA. Its product is annotated as carboxypeptidase B-like. Gene Ontology annotation, molecular function: zinc ion binding; metallocarboxypeptidase activity. Lineage: Eukaryota; Metazoa; Arthropoda; Insecta; Diptera; Tephritidae. The record is from RefSeq and is a predicted model, not a curated record. Gene Ontology annotation, biological process: proteolysis.